CUGCGGGAGAGCUGCUGCGGGGCGGGUGCUGAGUGCAGGAGAGCCACCAGCGGGAGAGACCAGGAUGAAUGCAGAGCCUGGGAAGAAAUUUGGUGUGGUCGUGGUUGGUGUUGGCAGAGCCGGCUCCGUGAGAAUACGGGACUUGCAGGAUCCACACUCGUUAGCAUUCCUGAACCUGAUUGGUUUUGUGUCUAGACGAGAACUUGGAAGCCUUGAUGAAGUACAGCAGAUUUCUUUGGAAGAUGCUCUCUGCAGCCAGGAGAUUGAUGUCGCCUACAUCUGCAGUGAGAGUUCCAGCCACGAAGACUACAUAAGGACAAGUAGCUUGAAGCUGGAAGGUAUAAAGAAAUUAUGGGGCAAAGAGGGCUAUCUCCCCAAAAAGGAGAGCGCAACUGGUGAUAAAAUGGAAGUGUCGCAUGCUCCUGGGGAGAGUACAACAAUGGAGAAUGUCAGCCAGGCCACAGCCAGAAAGGACCAAGCUCAAGGCCUCACCCAAUCUACAGAGGAGAAAGAAAAGCAGUUGUUGGCAUCCUCACUGUUUGUUGGGCUUGAACCAGAAAAUACAAUCAAUUUGUUGGGAAAAGCAGACCUCGUGUCUCACAAGUUCAGGAGGAAAUCAAAAUUCAAGGUCUCCCAAAAUGACAAGAUACCCAGUGCUCAUAACCCUGCCUCCUCCACCCUCAGCUCUGUAUCAGCUGUGGCCCGUGGGGAUGAUGACUGUCUGAGUGCUUUGAAUAGAGGGGACACUGAACUCAGUGCAGAGCUCUUGGGUUCUGGGUCUUCGUCAGAGCUGUCCUCAGUUGAAAAACUGUCAAGUGUCAGCUCGCCUGCGCCUUCUUUGUUUGCUGAUGACAACAUGGAAGUUUUCCAGCCCUCUUCAUCCUCCACAGCUUCAGCUGCAGCCUCUCUGUUAGAAGAAACUCCAGAGCGUGGGCAUUCAAGCCUCAUGGAAAUCUGUAGUAAUGACACGGUGUCAGUGUCUUCUUACAAAAUUUGGAAGGAUGAUUGUUUAUUGGUGGUCUGGGCAGUCACUAGUAAGACUGAUUCAGAGGUGACAAAUGCUAAGUUAGAAAUUUUUCCUGUGGAAAACUUCAAGAUCAUUGAGCAACCUGGAUGCUGUUUGCCUGGGAUGGAAAGCUCCACAUCUUUUCAGUAUGGUGUGCAGAUGGAAAGCCCUUCUGUAGAGGGGACUCUCUGUGGUGUUAUAAAUUACCAGAUGAUGGAUGCACAUUCUCUUCAGUUGGAAUUUUCCAUGAACUUAUCAUUAUUAGAUUUUAUUAGGCCAUUAAAGAUCUCAACUGAAGACUUUGGCAAACUCUGGUUGGCCUUAGCAAAUGAUGUGAAGCAAACUAUAAAAAUAUCAGAGCCUCAAGUUGCCUUGGCUUCUGUCCUAACAGAACUGCAGCAGAAGCUGGGACUUCAUGUCAUUGACGUCGUAGGCAAUGAAGGGCUGUUGGCAUGUAAGCUGCUCCCAUCCACCCCGUGUGUUCUGCACUGCCGAGUGCAUGCUGAUGCGGUGGCGCUGUGGUUCCGGUCCUCCUGCUCUGCUCUUCCAGACUAUUUAUCGUGUCACUGUCAGAAGGUGAUAGAGACAUCCUAGCAAUGCUCCGUUCAGUUUACUUUGUCACAUAAAUGGUUUACAUUUAUAAACUUACCAAAGUACAAAGAACUCAUGGUACUUCUGAUGGAAAUGGGGAUUAUUGUAAGGUUCGGUUUAUGCGUUUUCUUCUUGAUUUCUGAUAAGGAUAAUCCCCAAGAAACUGUGUCACUAAUUUUUUUACUCAGGAUUGUACAGUAUGUUUGGGUUUCCCCAAAUGACCUAAGCUAAUGUUAUAAAAUGUAAUGAUUUAUAUAUCACUUAAUGUGAAGGAACUGAAAAUAUUUAUUUUGUUAUAAGUGUUUUAUAACAGGUUUAUUCUAGCAUUAACUGAUUUCUAAUAAAGCCAAGACUCAGUUCUCCUCUUUGAUGCAGGGACACAUGAGAUUGGCUUUGGAAUGUGGUGUUUGUUGUGGGAAAAGGUGUGCUCUCGGUUCUGUUUUACUAGGUCAGUGUUAAACUCAGACGGCCUAGCACAUGCUAACGGUUGUAGGAAAUUUGUGAGCAUGCUGGGUAUUGGGCAGAUCCAAUCUGCGUUUUGGGGUUUUUUUACUUUUUAACAUGUUAUACUUAAUUUUAAGUAAUUUGGCCAUAAAGUACAUCUGUUUGCUAUUAGAUCCAUUUGGCAAUUAAAUUCUGUGACCAUACUCUAAAUGGUCAAUUAAUUUUUCAUGGCUCUUAAAACUACUAGUAUUCAGUGGAUGUAGAUGCAGUAGUAACCAUGUAAAUAUAUUGUUUUCAUGUUGUAUUUGUGCAAAUAAGGCCUCUGUUAAUAAAAGAAGAUGUUGUGCCUCAUAUGUAUGAUGGGCCAAAAUCCUGAGAUUGUAUAUUAACUGAAAUAGUAUUUUAUAAAAACUUAUGGUGCUGUGGAAAAUAUUUAUUUUACCAUUUCUGGUACUUCAUCAUUGAAACUAUUCAGGUAAUACAACCUUUAAGUCGUUACUAUUCUAGCUCGCAGGACUGGCUGUCACCCAGGUCAGGCACUCUGGGUUUAGGUUAUCUCAAUAUUUGCUAAUCCAGAUGCUAAUGAGCCAGUAGAUCUCAGUCAUCUGUAGUUAGAGCAAAAGAAAUAUAGUAUUUUUUAAAUUAAUUUUUAGGUUAUUCAUUUUAAAAUGUAACAUUUUGUUAAUUUCUCUUUUAAAAACAUAUAGUUAGCUGAGUGGUGGUGGCAUAUACUU
Microtus oregoni (creeping vole) is the source of this 2775-nucleotide messenger RNA. Its product is annotated as AP-4 complex subunit epsilon-1-like. Gene Ontology annotation, molecular function: nucleotide binding. Lineage: Eukaryota; Metazoa; Chordata; Mammalia; Rodentia; Cricetidae. The coding region runs from base 65 to 1600 and encodes 511 amino acids. The record is from RefSeq and is a predicted model, not a curated record. The transcript has 9 exons.